AACAAACCCACAUCCUCUUUCUCUCUGUUUUUGCUUCUCUUUCUUUCUCUUUCACUCACACUUUCCAGGAAACCAAACAGCUAGCAGUAUGGCAGAAGUACUGACCAAGGAACAGAUUGUCGAGUUCAAAGAAGCCUUUUGUCUCUUUGACAAUGAUGCUGAUGGUUGCAUUACGGUGGAAGAAUUGGCAACGGUGAUCCGGUCCCUGGAUCAAAACCCGACUGAGAAGGAGCUUCAGGACAUGAUAACUGAAGCUGAUACCGACGGCAAUGGGACUAUAGAGUUUGUAGAGUUUUUAAACUUGAUGGCCAAGAAGAUGAAGGAAACAGAUGCAGAGGAGGAACUGAAAGAAGUUUUUCAAGUGUUUGAUAAAGAUCAAGAUGGUUAUAUCUCAGCUAAUGAGUUGAGGCAAGUCAUGAUCAAUCUGGGGGAGAAACUGAGCGAUGAAGAGGUGGAGCAGAUGAUCAAGGAGGCUGACCUAGACGGCGAUGGUCAAGUUGAUUACGAUGAAUUUGUGAAGCUAAUGACCAUUAGCUCAAGCUGAACUCACCGGCUGAGAUUAGAUUCUAGUUAAUCUUGAUUGUAUUAAUUAGCUUUCGUAAAAAAAAAAAGAAAAAAGAAAAAAAAAACUCUUGUUUGUUCUCUUAAUAUAAUGUUAGUUGAAGACAAUGAUGUUAAUAACAAAUAAAAUUAGAUUUGUAAU
This is a messenger RNA of Rubroshorea leprosula, 703 nucleotides long. Lineage: Eukaryota; Viridiplantae; Streptophyta; Magnoliopsida; Malvales; Dipterocarpaceae. The record is from the annotation of a GenBank genome assembly.